Closterium sp. NIES-65 is the source of this 2445-nucleotide messenger RNA. The record is from the annotation of a GenBank genome assembly. Lineage: Eukaryota; Viridiplantae; Streptophyta; Zygnematophyceae; Desmidiales; Closteriaceae.
AUGGGCUUUUACACGGGUUUGUUUUGCAGACUGGUAUCUUUGCUGAAGACCCAUUUCCCGCGGGAUGGUGAUGGCUGGAAUCUUAUCAAGAUUCACGGCCUAAGUCAUAUCCCGGAGGCCAUUCGCCGUGGUGGACACCCGCGCGAGUAUUCAACAGCCGCGUAUGAGAACGCGCACGUUCGUGCCGUCAAGCAGCCGUUUCGGAGCUCCAACAAGCGCGACUACGAGACGGCCAUCUUGCAAGGGAAUGCAACACAGGAGGCAAUGCUGUCGCUGCCUCCUGCAGUUCCUGAACGGCCUCGCAAGUACAUGACGGCCGCCAAACGGGCUCGUACCACUGGCAGGCAAGCAUUGACCAACAGCGCGGCCACCAUGCGGGUGUCAGCCCCACCACACGCACCGGAGGCCCCUCUGCUUCAACAGUACAUGGAUGUCACCGCAGGGAGUCUCGAUGCGUACCGCAACGUCAUGCAGCGGCAUGGAUACAACAUCGCCGAGACUCAGAGGGAGAUGGGGACAGCGGGAGAUGGGGACAGCGGGAAAUGGGGACAGCGGGAGAUGGGGACAGCGGGAAAUGGGGACAGCGGGAGAUGGGUAAAGGGAGAGAUGGAUCAGCGUGUGAUGGGGAUAGGGAGAGAUGGGACAGAGGGGCAUGGGGACAGGGAGAGAUGGGACAGAGGGAGAGGGGGACAGCAGGAGAUGGGACAGAGGACAGAGUGGGAUUGGGUUGUGAGUACAUUGUGGGGCGAGCACAGAGAGGGGAGUGAUGACAGAGAGGGGUGUGAUGACAGAGAGGGGUGUGAUGACAAAGAGGGGUGUGAUGACAGAGUGGGGUGUGAUGACAGAGAGGGGUGUGAUGACAAAGAGGGGUGUGAUGACAGAGAGGGGUGUGAUGACAGAGAGGGGUGUGAUGACAGAGAGGGGUGUGAUGACAGAGUCCAUCGGGCGGUCGUGUUGCCAGCACGGGAUGUGCGCACGGGCGAGCCCUCGGCGGUCUAUGCGCGCGCAGUACCUUCGCACCACGGAUCCCCCGCGUUCUCCUGUGUGGAGUAUGGUGCGGUAGACACCGAGCAUCUAUGCCGCUCACAAUCUCUUCAUCGCGUCCAUCUGCCGUCGCUGGCGGCGUCUCGCUCAGAGGCAUGUUUCGACGCUUCUCACCGCGCAGUUUCUCGUCAGGAUGUCCUCACCGCCGUCGCUUGCUUCCCGAAUUUAUCCCACCUGCAUCUGUCCGACGGAAGUGUUGAAACGCUGGACAACUCAUUUCUAGCUGACCUCGCCUCCUCAUAUCCUGGGUUGAGAGCGCUGCACGUGGGCAAGUUGAUGAUGGCAGCGGACGACGGACAGCACGGAAGGAGGGACCGCUUUAUAACCGAAUCUGGUUUGGACUAUUUCUUCCGUCGCUGCCCUCAGCUAGAGCAGCUGUCGCUCCGCCUUUCGUCCCUCACUGCACUCUCCAUUGAAGCCUCCUCUCUUCACUACGACCAGCUUUCCAGCCUCCUUCAACUCACCAACCUCAUCCGCCUCUCCUUGCCGGAUGACAUUCGCGUCGUUUCACCGGAUCCUCCUGCCUUCUCGCUCGCCCAGCUACCCUCUCUCGGGUCUCUCAAGUUUGGACUGCACGGUGCUCAGUUCAGUGUUUUUCCCCCUCUUGGAUCGCCAUACAGCUUCCUGAAACGCCUGCAGCUUAACGAGUGCUUCAGCCAAGAGCGGAUUCCAGACAGUGUAGGAGAGGUGCUGCCACGCCUCCAAGAGCUCAGCAUCAGCGGCCAAAGCUUCAGGGACUUGACUGAUCAUUUCACCUCCCUCACCUGCUUGGAGAGCUUGACCAUUUCCUCAGGCCUCGUACUCACUCUACCUGAAAACUUUGGGAAUCUUCCAGCUUUGAAGGCGCUGUUGCUGCAGGAGCAACCGCUUUGCCAUCUCCCGGCUUCCUUCACUAGACUCGCAUCGCUGGAGUCGUUUUGCUUGCGUGACUGCAUGGGGGUGGAGAAGCUACCUGCAGGGUUUGGCAACCUCACUGCACUGCAGACUCUCAGCCUUGCGUGGCUGAUGAAACUGGACCUUCGAGAAGACUUGGGGGGGCUGACCAAUCUUCAAAUCUUCCAUCUCAUUAAAAACAGGGAAGAGCAGCUGCCAUCGUCAUUCACGCAACUGGCUUCGCUGACCAGGUUGGAGCUAGAUCGGUGCGCGAUUGCCGAGCUUCCUGCGGGGAUGGCAGAGAUGACAAACCUGCAGGAGCUCCACAUUCUGAAGUGUCCGGCCUUCAAGGAGCUUCCGGAAUGUGUGACGGCGCUCACCAGCCUUCAAUUGCUGAGGAUUCAAGAGUGUCGCCGUCUCUCAUCGGUUCCCAGGAGGCUGGACAGCCUUACUAGGCUGAAGCAGUUGGAGCUGAGGGGAUGUUGGCUGCUGAGAGAAGCCCCUCAAGCUCUGCCUCUCACUCUCUAG